AAUACUUUGAUGGGUUAGAUUACUCAUUUGUUACUUCAAAUGGCAUAAUUUUCACUGUUGCCUGCAGCAUAUAAUUAUGUAAUAGUUGUAAUAAUAUUUUGGUUGCUCGUUUUCUGUUUUCGAAACAAUAUUUUUCAGGACUCCUACAUGGUUUAAAAGGAUAUUGUCACCAUUGAAGAAGAGUGACAAUGAUCCAGUGUUUAGGUUUUUUAUGGAUCUGAAUGAUUCAGUAUCCUAUGUUAAGCGGCUAAAUGUCCCAAGUGGUAUGGUGGGGGCUUGUCGCCUUGAUGUAGCGUAUGAACAUUUCAAGGAAAAGCCUCACAUGUUCCAGUUUGUUCCAAACGAGAAGCAGGUCAAAGCUGCUAAUAAGCUCUUAAAGUCAAUCCCACAAAGGGGCAGAAGGAAAAAACUUGCUGGUGUUCCUGUUUUUAGUGCUCAAAAUUUGAAUAUUGCAGUGGCAACAAAUGAUGGAAUUAGAUGGUAUUCACCAUACUUUUUUGAUAAAAACUUGUUGGACAAUAUUCUCGAAGCUUCAAUGGAUCAGCAUUUUCAUUCAAUGAUUCAAAACCGCCAUAUACAACGUAGAAGAGAUAUUGUUGAUGAUAGUUUAACAUCAGAAAUACUUGAAGAAAGUGCGGACAGCUUGCUUGAGCCCCCAGAGAUGCAAGAAUUGAUGAAUGAGAUUGGUCCAGCUGGAAUACCAUUAAGUGUUGUAACAAAAGCAGCUGAGAUCCAGUGUCUUGAUGUUGUUGAUAGAUUACUUUUAGGAAAUAAGUGGCUCAGAAGAGCUACUGGCAUACAACCACAUUUUCCUUAUGUUGUUGAUUCAUUUGAAGAAAGGACAGCAGUUUCAGUUGACAGGAUUGCUACCUCCAGUAAUACUUCAACUGCCUCUAAGGAUGCUGACUGCUGCCCAACUGAUCAGCAGUCUCAAACUUUGGAGUCAAACAUUGAUAGCGGCAACCACAGAACACACAAUAGCCGAGAUCAUGGCCGGUCUCACUUCCCAUUUAGCAAUCUACUUUCUAAUAUAUGGCCAGGGCACGAUAGAAUGUUCAAACGGCAAGAAAAUGACUCCAGAUCCAGAAGAUAUGAUUCAAGCAUGAACAAUGAUUUGCAAGCAAACCCUCUUCUACCCAAAAUCACCAUGGUUGGCAUCUCAAUGAGCGAAGGGGGACAAAUGAGCAAAGCCAACCUAAAGAAAACAAUGGAUGACUUGACAAAAGAGUUGGAGCAAGCAGGCGAAAAAACGGUCUUCGGCGAUGAGAAAGAUCCGCUGUUUGUUGCCAAUGUUGGUGAUUACUCCAGGAUUACAAAGUUUAGCUCGACAUGAAAUUCAUUUUUGGUACACGAGAUUCAUUCUCACAAAGCACAAGUAUGAGCACCGUCCCAUGCUUCUCAUGAAGAGCUUCUGAUUGAGCUACUCAUCCAGUCGAUCCUGGCGCAUACUUGAUGUCUUCACAAAAUUAGCUGAACGUGUCAAUAUUUAACUUCAGAGUGUCAUAUGGCGCUGCAAACGGCACGAGGUCUCGUAUGUAUGUUUGUAAAAAAUUUAGGUGAUGCAAGCAUUUGAUUGCCCAUGGUUUUGACAGUACAUGAGGAUUGAGGACGCACACCGGCAUGCGGUGGUUCUGCAAGAUGUUCCUGUUUCCUUUCUCAGAAUUUGACAGAAACGGUCUGCCAAAGGAUGCUUGUCGAUGCACAUGUAUAUGUAUAUUGAGCGCUUACUGCCAUUGUAUGCACAACAAACUACUGUAAGGAAUCCCCGCAAAAAAAAAAAAAACUACUGUAAGGAAGUUUGUUGGUCUGAGUUGGUCAUGAAUUAUACGGUGUAUUUGUAUUUUAUUCCAAACUAAAACAACGUCACUUAUUUCCUGA
Molecule: messenger RNA, 1878 nt
Organism: Triticum dicoccoides
Lineage: Eukaryota; Viridiplantae; Streptophyta; Magnoliopsida; Poales; Poaceae
Exons: 8
Coding region: 212-1333 (373 amino acids)
Biological process (GO): protein transport
Source: RefSeq, a predicted model, not a curated record